Peromyscus californicus insignis is the source of this 4825-nucleotide messenger RNA. It is a transcript of the gene Artn, whose product is annotated as artemin. The record is from RefSeq and is a predicted model, not a curated record. Bases 2845 to 3441 code for a protein of 198 amino acids. NCBI's taxonomy places the organism in Eukaryota, Metazoa, Chordata, Mammalia, Rodentia, Cricetidae. The transcript is spliced from 4 exons. Gene Ontology annotation, molecular function: glial cell-derived neurotrophic factor receptor binding; receptor tyrosine kinase binding; growth factor activity.
UUUCCAUUCAAGUACAGGACCUUUGAGGCAUCCCGCUCAGUGGUUAAGAGUGCUUACUGCUCUUGCAGAGGACCCAGGUUCAAUUCCCAGCACCCACAAUCACCUGUAACUCCAGUUCCAGGGGAUCUGAUGCCCUCUUCUGACCUUCAAGGCUCCUGUGGUAUGCAUAUACUCAAACACACAAACACAAAAUAAAUAAGACUAGCAGAAGAGGCCCAUGGGGCCCAGAGAAACCCACAUACCUCCAUUCCUGUCACCCAUGGCUCCACUUUGAAAUGGAUAUGGCCCAUUAGCACUCUACCCUUCUCAACAGAAAACAGGAAAGCCCCCAGCCCAGCCCUAGGCACCUCUGGGAACUUUAGAAAGGACAUCCAUACCCUAUUUUACUCCCUUAGAACUCUGGAUUCUGACCUCCCUUGAAGCAACUUCAGGCAGUUCUGAGACUGUUCAUUGGUACACCCUGACCUGCAAUCAUGGAGGUAGAUUUCUGCCAGACACUGGCUACCAUGGCUGUAAGUGGGACAGCUUACCUCUCCUACCUCAACCAAUCCCAGGGCCGAGACAUGCCUUGGCCCUCCCGCCUGUAGGCCUAACUACAGAGACCUGGCCAUCCCAAGGCCCGCAGUGCUCCCACAGGUAGCCUAAACUACAUGCCUGCCAGUAGAAUCCCUGGCUGAAAAGACUGCUUCAGUUCAGCAGCCAGUUACAUGAGAAAAGCGAGCAAGCUGGUCUGCGCACAUCCAUCCCAUGCAGUCCUGUGGAGCCUGGGGACAGUCCUCACAGGCAGCAGCAGCGCUGUCUCUGCAGUCGGACUUCAGCCUCAAACACUGCACAAAACUGCCCUCUCAAAACCCGUGGUUAUGGAUCCUGGCUGUGUACCAGAAUCACAGGUAAAGGAAACAUGGAAAUUUGCACCUGCCCACACCAGAAUUCUGAUUCAGAUCUGGGAUGGGGCCCAGAUGUGGGUAGUUCUUAAAGGUCCGCAGAGGUGCUGAUACAUAGCCAGGGUACAUCUAGACCAUACACAUCCCCACCGGGGAUUCUUCCUCACUCCCAGCAUCUAGUUACAUGUGUAUUGGUCAGCAAAUACCAAAUUACCAUCACUAGCCCAGCCGCCUUCACUUUGCUCCUGGCUAUAAAUUCAGCUGCCUCCAGGGCGAUUCCAGCAGGAGAGUCCACAGACCCUUCUUUCUAAUUCAACAUGCCCAACACUGAAUUCAUGCACUCGCCCCCCCCCACACACACACACCUGAACGUCCCCCAGGGAGUGUCAGCUCCUAGAAUCCAUCCUUCUGCCGCACGCCUUUGUCCGCUUUACCACCUCACCUUGUCCAAUCAAGCAGGCAAAAGGAGGUGAUGGAGACUGGGUCCCUGCAGCCCCUAGGUCCCCACAACCCUGCUCAGGAUUUAUCUUUUUGUCCCCAGCAGCCUGCACCCCCUUUUCUGUCUUGCCUGUCUCGAAACCACACUCUCCUCGGGGCAGUCCUUCAAUGAAAUGCGUGUCUGACCACACUCAGACCAGGGCAGUGUGGUCAGACACGCAUUUUACCUCAGCAUCUUUGCGAUGAGCGGCAGACUAAUUAGACCUUUCCAGUCAUAGCCCUCAACCACCCCCCCAGACACCUGUCAAAUUACCUUAUCGCACCUCAAAACCCAGUUCAACUCCGUGGCCCUCCGAUUCUGCCCCCCUGCUCCCCCUCCACACACACACACACACACACACACACACACACACACACACACACACACACUAUCAUUGCCUUCAUUAAGACAGUGUGCAUGAGUUCCUUUGAGCUCCGAGACCCUGAAACUGAGCAGUGAAACAGACUAUCCUUGGACCGUGGGAGCCCAAUGCAGAGCCCUGCCGCUUCGAGGCAGCUGAGCCUUCUGGGGGGGUCCCGGAGCCACCAGCUAGCCAGCACCCCUAUAUCUGCACGACCCAAGCUGGAACUCUUCUCCAGGCUGCCCCUCCUUCGCCGCCCUCCCUCGCUCUCUCCGCCCUCGGCCAGGCCUCCCGGUUCCCUACUUUUGCGUGUCUACCAACUUCGAAUUCCCAGUUUCAGCGCCUCGCUGCCGCCUGCGAAUCUCUACUCUGCCUCCUGGGGUCUUCUCCCAAUGUCUAGCCCCCACCUAAGGGGAUCUAGCCGAGCCAGUGGGGACCGGAUCUGAAGGGUGGAGCGGCCAGGUGAGCCCUGAAAGGUGGGGCGGGGCGGGGGCGCUCUGGGCCCCACCCCGGGAUCUGGUGACGCCGGGCCUGGAAUUUGACACCGGACGGCGGCGGGCAGGAGGCUGCUGAGGGAUGGAGUUGGGCUCGGCCCCCAGAUGCGGCCCGCGGGCUCUGCCAGCAACAAGUCCCUCGGGCCCCAGCCUUCGUUGCGACUGGGGCUUGGAGCCCUGCACCCGAGGUAAGCCAGCCUUCUUGCCCAUCCCCUGACGGACGCUCCUAAGGGCAGGAGAAGGGCCAGAAAGGUCUUCUUCCUCCCCCGUUUCUCUCAGCUUCUCUCUGCUGGGCCCUCAGCGCAGCUCUCUGUCCCUCUCAGUCCCUCCAGUCCCUUUUGUCGCUAGCGUGUUGGACUGUGUUAGCUCUCCUGGCUAGCUGUAAUAUGAGGCUCCCGCUGCCGCCACAGGGCACAGACCGGCUGCCAAGGCCCCACUUUUGGCUAAAAGAGACGUUGCCAGGUGCACAACUCUGGGCAUGAUCCAUUUGAGCUUCGAGGGAAAGCCCAGCACUGGUCCCAGGAAAGGUGCCUAGAAGGACUCGGUGCAGGACCCCCUUGCUGCCUGAAAGAGAGGGUGGGGAAGCAGGCCCUCGAAGGCUGAUGGGAGCUCCUGGUGUUGACAGAGAUGGAACCGGGACUUGGAGACCCUACUGCAUUGCCCCACUGCCUCCGGCCUAGGUGGCAGCCAGCUUUGUGGCCAACCCUAGCUGCUCUUGCCCUGUUGAGCAGCGUCACAGAAGCCUCCCUGGACCCCAUGUCCCGCAACCCCUCCACUCGUGAUGGUCCCUCGCCGGUCCUGGCGCCCCCAACCGGCCACCUGCCUGGUAGGGGGACGCACUACGCAUUUGUGCAGCGAAAGAGCCCUGCCACCACCGCCACAGUCUCCCCAGCCCGCACCCCCACCGCCAGGGCCCGCGCUCCAGUCUCCUCCCGCUGCGCUCCGCGAGGUACGCGCCGCGCGUGCGGGGACCCGAAGCAGCCGCGCGCGGGCCUCGGAUGCGCACGGCUGUCGCUUGCGCUCGCAGCUGGUGCGGGUGAGCGCGCUCGGCCUGGGCCACAGCUCCGACGAGCUGGUUCGUUUCCGCUUCUGCAGCGGCUCGUGCCGCCGAGCACGCUCCCCGCACGACCUCAGCCUGGCCAGCCUACUGGGCGCCGGGGCCCUGCGGUCGCCCCCCGGAUCCCGGCCGAUGAGUCAGCCCUGCUGCCGACCCACUCGCUAUGAGGCCGUCUCCUUCAUGGACGUGAACAGCACCUGGAGGACCGUGGACCACCUCUCCGCCACUGCCUGCGGCUGUCUGGGCUGAGGAUGAUCUCCAAGCCUUUGCACACUGGACCUUUACCCAUGUGUUGCCCUGCCUGGAACAACCUCACCCGGCCUCAUCAGCCAGGAACCUCAGCCGGAAAUGGAAGCUGCAGAGCUCAGGCUCCAGGCCGGUGAGUGGCAGGCAUCAAGCCGGGAGAGAUGACCUAACCACUGACCAACAGCUCCAAGGCGCUCAUGGGUCCCAGCUCUACAGACACCAGAGACCUCAGCUAAGGAGAACUCCUCUGGGAGCAUCCAGAAAUGGCCCCAGACCCUAGGGAAUGAAUCUUGAGAAGAUACAUUGUACUCACGUUGCUGGAAGAGCCUGUGCUAACGCUGAAGCCCUAUUUAUUAUUUCUAAAUUAUUUAUUUACUUUGCUGGUUUGUCAGAUUUUUUUCCUGGACACUGGGGAUGGGUAGAAGAGGCUGGAUGAAGAUGUGCCCACCUCUCCGCUUCCACAGUUCAUACUCGGCAAUCACAGUGUUGACCUGCAUGGGAGGCACAGAUGGGUGACCAAGAUGCACAGUCUUCAGCACUUGGGGCCUGGGUACCUGUGGAAAAAAUAAACUAUAUAGCCUUCUGGGGAGAAAGGCUGCCCUGUGACCUUUGAGGCCGCUGCUUAGUGGGUAAAGACAACGAAAACCAUGCUUUGCCCCACUCCAUCAAUGUCGGUGUCUUACCAGGCAAGGACCUGUCUUGAAGGCUCCCUGAUAGGUGCACACGCUGCUUCCUUUUACAGGUAGUCAAUCCUUGAAGCAGGCCAGGGGAAGAGAACAUCUGAAGGGCUAAGGAUGGGAGAGGGGCACCAGGGUGGUUGUUCAUGGGAAGGAAGCACAGAGCUUCAUGGGUCUAGGAAGACAGGAAGGCGCUGAGGGUCUCAGCAGCUCGUGAAUUUUGGGUGAUGAACAAGCAUAUUCAUGUAUUCGCCCAAUAAACAUGGACAGUGAAACGUCAGCUACUAUGUAGACACUAAAGAUGCAGAAGUGAGGCUGGCUGGAGCUGUGGCUCGGUUGGUAAGGUGCUUGCCUCGUGUGCUUGAAGCCCUUGGUUUGGUUUCCAGCACCACAUAAACGAUAUAUGGCACACAUGCCUAUAAUACCAGCACUCAAGAGGCAGAAGCAGAAGGAUCAAAUAUUCAAGGGCAUCCUCAGCUACAUAUUGAGUUCCAGGCUAGCCUGAGCUACAUGACAGUCUGUCUCAAAAGAGAGGGAAAAAAAAGAUAGAGAAGUGAAAGGAACAUAAUCUCUGUCCUUAAGCUCUCCCCAGGAAAGACAGAUAAUAAACAAGCAAUGACGUACGUAA